UAUGAGUGCCACCUCAGCAGAAAUCACUAAAGUGACUCUUUUAAUGUAUAGGGGGAUGUUUCUUUCAUUUGUAACCCACGAGGUGACGAAAUCUUCGAGAAUUAGAUUGGGUUCCACACUUUUCACUAUCUCUUUCGAAAUUGGGAGACGUUGCUCAUCAUUGUCAUUUUCGACGCUCAUGAGAUGCACCAGUAUCCCUCACCUAUAGAUUUUAAUGAAUUGCUGAAUGACCCCUCCUCGUUUUUUGUUUUGUUAAUGAAACUAAACUAGAUUUUUACCCGCGCACCCGCGCAAGUGUAUUUUAAAAAAAUAUGUUGCUAUUUGUUUUUCAUGUCAAUAUUAGGCUAGAAAAAAAAUCCAAAUUUGAAGAACCGAACCGAUCCCAAUCCGAAAGAGUAGUACCAAAACUGAACCGAAAUUGAUUAAAUAUCCAAAUUAUUCAAAAUUUUGAUAUUUAGAGAUUCAAAAUCUGAUCCGAACCGGAGUAUUUCAGAUACUCAAAUGUAUUCGAAAAAUCUGAUCCCACCCUUUUUUUUUUUUUUUUUUAGAUAUAUAUAUAAUAUUUUUAUAAGCCCACAUUCUCUCAAAGCGAUGGCGAUGGCGACGACAAAGGGGAUCUAGGGUUCGAUGUUUGAUUUCUUGAAAUUUUCGGGGGAUUUACGGAAUGAUUCGGGAAAUACAAAUGGAGAUACUCCUUCGAUGGAUGGAUUUGGAAUAUCACGUGAAGGAAACAGAGGAAUCGCAAGAUGGCGACACAGGGAUUUGAUUUCGAAGAAAGGUGUUAAGGGAUUUGGCUGGAUAUUGGAGAUCUGGGAAAUUAAGGGAGUAUCUGAUUGGUUCGGAUUGCUCCGACUCUCCCAAACUAUUCUGGAAAAUAUUCUGUGUAAUCAAGAUCUCAGGGAGAGAAGGAGUACUAUAAAAGGGGAAGAGAGGCGAGACUUCAUAUCAUCACUUUACAACAAAGCAAUCUCUUUUCCCUUAUAUUCCUUUUGGUUGAAUUCUUUGUGAUUGUCAUCAACAUGACUCAAGGACAGCUUCUUGUUAAGGCGGGGAACAAAAAUGGUGGUGAAGCUGCCCGCAAGCCCUUGAGAAUCACAAUGCCUCAUUUUGACAAUUCGGCGCUCAUCCAAAACUAUGACAAGACCCUGAUUGGCAAGUGUAUGAAUCCUCAGGAACAAGACGUCACGGCUUUGAUCAUCAUGCUGCCAAAAAUCUGGAAAGUGGAAGACAGGGUCGCUGGAGCUGAUCUUGGUCUUGGAAGGUUUCAGUUUGAUUUCAAUAAUGAAGAAGACAUCGAGGAGGUCUUGAAGAUGCAGCCGUACCACUUUUAUUACUGGAUGAUCUCUCUCGUGAGGUGGAAGCCAGUGAUGGAGAAGAGCUACCCCACGGAGAUCACCUUUUGGGUCCGUGUCUUGGGGGUUCCGCUACAAUAUUGGGCAGAGCCGACUUUUGAAAGUAUUGGAGGAGCUUUAGGUAAUGUCGUGGAGGUGGACCUUGAGUACGGGAGAGUUAAGGUGGUCGUCGAUGGAGCACAGUGUCUCUGUUUCGAGACAUCAGUGGAUUUUUGCGGUGGGGAAUUCUACGGAGGAGGGGAGGAGCUGAUCGCAUUGAGAUAUGAGAAGCUCUUUGGUUACUGUUCUAUGUGCUUCAGCUUAUGUCAUGAUAUGACAAAGUGUCCAUUGAAUAUGGAAAGCCCGAAGGGAAAGAUUGAAGCGCGGGAGGCAAGAACCGAGAGGGGUGGAGAACGAGCAGCAAGUUAUAAAGGGGUUGUUAUCAAUGGUAACGAUGGUCGUCGGGAGCAAAACAAUGAGGGCAGAGCUUAUCAAGGGAAGGGUAAGGGGAAAAUGGUGGAGGAUGAUGAGACAAACUGGGUCCGUGUGUCAGGAAGAGAUACCAGGAGGCCGAGUGCUGAUGGAAGCCGCUUCAAGGGUGAGGAGAUAGAUUCACGCUACCGUCGGCCCAGGCAUGAGCUCAACAGGAACUCCAUUCAGGAUGGGCGUUACAGGUCUUCAGGGUUCCGAGGAGUGAGAAGAGAACGUAGUCCUCGAGAAAACUUUCUAAAUCAGGAGAGGAGUAAGGGGCGCACUUAUGAGGGCACCAUGAGAUCUUCUCAACCCUUAGAGCCAGUGGUAACAAACCGGGAAGCGUCUCAGCAGAGAGAAGGCGAUGUGAUUUUGGCACCUGUCAAAGGGCUCGGAGCUGAUCAGGUAUGUAUGAGGAACGAGGUGGUCGAGAAUGGACUUGAUGUUAUCAAUGAAGUAAUGUUGGAACAGGAAACUUUGGUGAAAACGGAUGAUAUGGAUACUGAUGAAAAUGAUCCUUCACUGAAGGAGGGGGUGGUGACCAUUGAGGGGGAGGAGGAGUUUCAGGAUGUUACGGAUGAGGAGGCUGAUGGGAACCAGGCUCUAGUACAAGGUGACAGUGCCGCCAGUGUUGAGAUUGGUGAAGAGGGAGAGCUGGAGAAGAUAGAGAAUACGGUUGGGGGGGGAGAAGAACAAAGGACCAAAAAAGAAGUUGUUCAAAGGAGUUCCACUUGUGGUUGGCACUUCCAAGAUGAGGAUGGUGCAUUCUCUAAUCUCACCGCGCAAACGCAUUCAGAGCAAGUCGACUUCCAGGCAGGGAGAGGGUACGAAGCAUGGCGAGGGAACAAAGCAUGGUGCGGAGCAGGGUACUUCAAACCCUAAACCUCCAAUCAACAAACAGUGAUGUUUUUUAUGGAUUACAAUCAUGAAGAAGUGCGAGCUCGUGUGAUGGUUUCACGUUGUGGUGGUUUAAUUUCUGUUUUCUUAAUAAGCUCAUUGAGCAAUGUCUGGUUUUUAUGGUUAAGUAUUAUUUUACUGGUUUUGUAUUGGCCUCAAUCUCUAUUCAUGGUUCGUUUAUGGAAUAAAAUUGGUUUUUUUGGUUUA
Molecule: messenger RNA, 2906 nt
Organism: Brassica rapa (field mustard)
Lineage: Eukaryota; Viridiplantae; Streptophyta; Magnoliopsida; Brassicales; Brassicaceae
Source: RefSeq, a predicted model, not a curated record